AUGGAGACCAUCAUGGAGAAACUGCAAAACCAACUCGACACAAUGCAGGAAGCACUUGCCAUGGUCCAAAACACAUUCACCUGCAUCAACCAAACAAGGCAAAACAUGAUAAACGAAACUCCAGUGGAAAUGCCAUACAAGCAUGUCGUCGUCACCAAAACCUUCAUCAACGACCUCGAUCAAGACACAAUGUUCAUGCUGGACAUCUUCCAGGCAAUGCAGGAGAACAUGGCUUCAGCAAUCGAGAUCUGCAAGAAAAUCAUCAACAACCACCAAGUCCCAUGA
This is a messenger RNA of Lactuca saligna, 285 nucleotides long. Lineage: Eukaryota; Viridiplantae; Streptophyta; Magnoliopsida; Asterales; Asteraceae. The record is from the annotation of a GenBank genome assembly.